AGCGACCAUUCCUUUUGCUUUCAAGGGUGCGGAAGGAUAGCUGCGGCCCAUAGCAACGUGCUGCCAUCUGAACCUUGAAAAGUCUGUACAGGGGUGAAGGAAGGAGCACCAGGGAAACGGGGCGAAAUGGUGAUGGUGGGCAAGACUAGUGCAAUUGCUGCUGGAGUGUGCGGGGCCCUGUUCCUUGGUUACUGCAUUUAUUUCGAUAGGAAGAGAAGAAGUGACCCGAACUUCAAGAACAGGCUGCGAGAGAAGAGACAAAAACAGAAGCUUGCAAAAGAGAGAGCAGGACAGUCAAAGUUGCCUGAUCUUAAAGAUGCGGAAGCCGUGCAGAAAUUUUUCCUUGAAGAAAUUCAACUUGGAGAGGAGUUACUAGCACAAGGCGAAUUUGAAAAGGGUGUUGAUCACUUAACAAAUGCCAUUGCUGUGUGUGGACAGCCUCAGCAACUGCUGCAAGUUUUACAACAGACCCUCCCACCACCUGUUUUCCAGAUGCUUCUGACUAAACUCCCAAGUAUCACUCAAAGGAUUGUGAGUUCUCAGAAUCUGGCAGAAGAUGAUGUGGAAUAAGUUAUUACAACACUCAAAAGCAAUUUUUCUCAUUGCUGCAGUAUAUGUGAAGGCAUGAUGCUGGACAGUAAAACUAAACACAAGAAACAAUUCCAAGGUUUUACCUAUGUAUAGACUAGAAUGGCAGGGUUUUUAUUUAUUGUUUCAGUAAAUGUGUAUUUGAUAAUUCAUAUUUUGAUAAUGCACAGCAAGUUACGUGUAAAUUUUACAUUUCGUAUAAAAGAACUGGUUAUAAUGUACAUAUCAUAAAUGGGUUUUUUUUUUUUAUUUUAGUUUUUUUUUUUUUAUAUAAGGCAAUAAAAAGAAUCCUCCCUUUUUGAGAAUGCAAACCUAAAAUCAGUGUUACUUCCUAGGUAAGAAGUAGUAAAAUGGCAGUAAUCUUCUUUAAGACAUAGCAUGGAAUGUGUUGGUACAUGUAAUGAUAAAAAAAAAAAAAGUAUUUACUGAACAUUAAUGAACAAUUGCCAGAAGUUACAUAUUUGGGUUAUGUGAUGAUUUGCUAAAAUACAAAACAUUUUUCAACAUAUUUUGUCUGUAAUUAUUCAUGUCUCAUAGUACUAUCAUUUUAAAAAGAAAAAUGCCCCAUAAAAAAUAUUUUGGAUUGUUUCUUCAGCUCAUUCCAAAUGGUCAAAAGUGAUUUGGAAUGUUACGUAGUAGCACAGAAAUAAACUAUUAUUAAACUCAUAAA
Bombina bombina (fire-bellied toad) is the source of this 1258-nucleotide messenger RNA. It is a transcript of the gene TOMM20, whose product is annotated as translocase of outer mitochondrial membrane 20. Gene Ontology annotation, biological process: tRNA import into mitochondrion; protein import into mitochondrial matrix; protein targeting. The coding region runs from base 127 to 570 and encodes 147 amino acids. The record is from RefSeq and is a predicted model, not a curated record. Gene Ontology annotation, cellular component: mitochondrial outer membrane; mitochondrial outer membrane translocase complex. The transcript has 5 exons. Gene Ontology annotation, molecular function: transmembrane protein transporter activity. Lineage: Eukaryota; Metazoa; Chordata; Amphibia; Anura; Bombinatoridae.